AUGAAGUUCUUGUGUCUACCUGGGGCCUAUGGCAGUAUCGAGAAAUUCAAAGUUCAGCUCGCCCCGCUCAUCAAGGAAUUCGAAUUUGAUGAAAACGUAAAUUUUCACUUUAUUCAGGGGACAUACGAGGUCACUCCACCGCCUGGUUACGAAGAGUUCUUCGGUGGAGCUCCGUACUAUCGCUUCAUUGUGCCUUCGGAGUCCGAUGUAGACGCGACUGAUGUCAUUGAAAGAAUUCGCGAUUUUCCUCAACUUGAAACCCCGGAGAUGACUAUGCGGGAACUGAUGACCUAUGGUGUUGCUAAGACAGAAGAGAGCGCUAAAAGAACCUUGGAGUAUCUUUACGAGAUAUUAGAGAAAGAAGGGCCAUUCGAAGGCAUUUUGGGUUACUCUGAGGGAGCCACUAUUGCCGGGACACUGCUAUUACAUGAAGAAAUGCGGAGAGUCGAGGAAGGAAGACAGCCAAUGUUGAAGUGUGCACUAUUUUUCGGAGGCUGGCCCCCAAUGACACCCACCCUUGAUGGGCUGGUGCUUGCCGAUCAGAGUGAACUAACAAUCGACGUGUUCACUUGUCACAUAAUUGGCUCGCUGGACCCAUAUUUGCACGGCAACAUCGCUCUUUACAACGUUUGCAAUCCGGAUAUGGCAUCCAUAUUCGAUCACGGAAAAGGCCACACUCUUCCGCGCCAUAAAGACAUGGUCAAAGAGCUUGGAGAUACUGUCCGUUGCAUGAUUCGUGAAAUGGAACACAAUAAGAUAUUACGCUAG
Plenodomus lingam JN3 is the source of this 768-nucleotide messenger RNA. RefSeq lists its product as uncharacterized. Gene Ontology annotation, molecular function: hydrolase activity. NCBI's taxonomy places the organism in Eukaryota, Fungi, Ascomycota, Dothideomycetes, Pleosporales, Leptosphaeriaceae. Gene Ontology annotation, biological process: secondary metabolic process. The record is from RefSeq and is a predicted model, not a curated record. Gene Ontology annotation, cellular component: cytoplasm; nucleus.